GAUCAAUUCACCGUUCUACUUUCUCAACUCACUUUUACAUUUUCAUUACUGAAGAGAAACCGCCUUGACUUGUUCAAGCAAAUGAAUGUCAAUUGACUGUCAAAGCACAACGCCCAGUAAACUUGAUACUCUUGGCGUUGCACGCCAAUGUAGGACGAAACCACACAAAGUAUGACAAGAAUCAAUAAUCCUAAGAUGCGCUGAAGGAGGCGAGCCGCGAGUCUUGGCUGGAUCUAUUCGCUUCUUUUAUCCCAAUCAGCAUCUAUUCUCAGACGAUUUGCAGAGGGAAAAGGGAAUAGAGUUGCUCAGAAGCUCGGCUGGCUGCCGAGAGAUCAUGGCUGGUGACAGCAAACUGCCAAUAAAGUUACAGUAACACAUGCCUGUCAGCCAGCCAGGACAACCACUUAUACGGCUAGAUGAUUGAAGAUCAAGUGCCAACUGAACAACAAGCUCGCCGGGAGUUCAAGGAGUAGGUAGGUACCUAUUCAAGAUAAGUACAGGUCUCUUCGAGUCUACGCUAUCCUUCCAUGGCAUCCAAUUGUACAGGAUUUGAAUGUGAUGGCCAUUACACUAUCUCGUAUAACUGUUGUUGCUGCGAUAGGCUUUCGUACCAUGAAGGUCGAGAACAUUCCACUUGGACGUCUUCGCUAAUACACAAUAAUCGGCCACAUAAGAAUGUCACCGCUAUCUCAAUUUACACAAUCAACCUAGGUACUAGGUAGGUAGUUACAAGCUAUUCAUCGAUGUGAAAAGACUCGGGACAUCGUCUCAUGAAUUCGCUACCUACCGAUAGACGAUAAGAGCUUCGCAUCCCCAUAAAAUAUCGGAAUCGCGGAGCUCAUUUCUUCCGUCGCUGAAACCAGGGUACGUACCUCAAUUCCCACAAUCAGUUUUGGAACAAUCACGUGAUGAGGGGGUGAAGGGCAAGAACCCUACAUCGCUCUUUCCCUGUGCGCCUAAGCGAUUGUUGCAACAACCGCCUUCAAAUCGACCCCAGCCAGGCCAUCAGUUUUCCGCUCAGCGAAUUCAACAACACAACACCGCGAUCAUGGCUGACGAAUACGACGCCGAGCAGGCUGCCGAGCUCAAGAGAAAGAGAGCGUUCCGAAAGUUCUCCUACCGAGGAAUCGACCUUGAUCAGCUCCUCGACCUCUCCUCCGACCAGCUUCGCGAUGUUGUCCACGCUCGUGCCCGCCGCAGGAUCAACCGUGGCCUGAAGCGCCGCCCCAUGGGUCUCAUCAAGAAGCUCCGAAAGGCUAAGCAGGAGGCUCAGCCCAACGAGAAGCCCGACCUCGUCAAGACCCACCUCCGAGACAUGAUUGUCGUCCCCGAGAUGAUUGGCAGUGUCAUUGGCAUCUACUCCGGCAAGGAGUUCAACCAGGUCGAGAUCAAGCCUGAGAUGGUUGGUCACUACCUGGCUGAGUUCUCUAUCUCAUACAAGCCUGUCAAGCACGGUAGGCCCGGUAUUGGUGCCACGCACUCUUCUCGAUUCAUUCCCCUCAAGUAAGAAGGCUGCGGUCUCGGGUGGUUUCUGCAUUCAUGGACAUUUUGGGCGAAAAGGACUGGUUCUGGUAGAUGGGCAAAACAUCUAUCAAAAACACUGAUGACAAUGGGUACCAUGAUUAGUACAAUAAAGGAGCAUUGUCCGCUUGAUGACUAUCCUCGACUACCGCUGAUGCCUGACAAUUGUGAUAAUACUUCUAAAACACCAUGUCCCACAAACCCUUGCUACCCUACCCUAGCUAACCUGCUGAAAUGAAAAGCCUCAGUCUCAAGUUCU
This is a messenger RNA of Fusarium verticillioides 7600, 1780 nucleotides long. Its product is annotated as 40S ribosomal protein S15. The transcript is spliced from 4 exons. Gene Ontology annotation, cellular component: cytosolic small ribosomal subunit; ribosome. Gene Ontology annotation, molecular function: RNA binding; structural constituent of ribosome. The record is from RefSeq and is a predicted model, not a curated record. Gene Ontology annotation, biological process: ribosomal small subunit assembly; translation. NCBI's taxonomy places the organism in Eukaryota, Fungi, Ascomycota, Sordariomycetes, Hypocreales, Nectriaceae. The coding region runs from base 1049 to 1507 and encodes 152 amino acids.